AAUUAAUCAUGGAAGUAUCCGCUGAGGCUUUGACCGACAAAUACAACUAUUUCUUGUUUGAUUGAGACGGAGUCCUGUGGGACCAAGAAGAACCAAUUGAAGGAGCAAUUGAGUUCAUCAAAUAUUUGACAGGCAAGGGAAAGACUGUAUUUUUUGUCACGAAUUCGAGCUGGAGAGGCCAAAUCGAGGUGUAUGAGCAAUUUAAAAGAAUUGGGUUUGAAAUGGGAAGCGAAAUAGAGAGUUCACAGUUUUAUUCAGCAACUUCAUCAGCUGUCUCAUACUGCAAAAAUGCUUUAAAAAGUAAGAAGAUAUUCGUUUUUGGACUUGAAGGAGUCUCUGCUGAAAUUAGAAGGCAAGGUCUUGAGGCUGUAGAACCGCCAAAAGAUUAUUAUGAAAAUUCAAGAUGAGGAGAAGCAGAAUUUGAAGAAAUGCAGUCAGACCCAACUAUUGAUACUCUUAUAUGAGGAUAUACAAAUAAAUGGACUUACAAGAUGCUGUGAUACGCAAGUAUUUUGAUAAGAAGUGGCACACACUUCGUCGCAUCAAAUAUAGACAAUGUGUGGUCAACAGGGACUAGACAAAUGCCAGGUGGAGGAUCAAUUAUGAAGAUGCUUGAAGCAGCAGGCGGAAAGAAACCAAUUAUUAUUGGAAAACCCUCUAAAAUUCUAUUUGAUACCAUCAUUGAAGAACAUAAACUUGAAGAUGUUCCUCUUGAUGAGUUCAUUAUGAUUGGAGAUAAGUUAGACACUGAUAUUAAGUUUGGAGAAAAUAUUGGAAUUGAUACCAUGCUUGUAUUGACAGGAGUGACUACUAAAUCAAACUAUUCCGAAACAAAAGACGAUCCUACUAAACCUGUGCCAACCUAUGUAUCUGAAAGAUUACCAGAAGUCAACCUUGAAUAAAGAUCAUCUCAAACCCAAUACCUUCAA
Messenger RNA from Moneuplotes crassus, 929 nucleotides. NCBI's taxonomy places the organism in Eukaryota, Ciliophora, Spirotrichea, Euplotida, Euplotidae. The record is from the annotation of a GenBank genome assembly.